GUGUUUUUUUUUUUUUUCUCCCCUCCUCCCCUCUCCCCCCCGCGCUGAUUUCCCUCCCCUCCGCCCGCCUUGCCUGUGUGUUUUCGCCGCCGCGCUCGCCGAGCCCCUUGGCAUGAGUUAAGCACCAGCCAUGGACACCAAACACUUCCUGCCGCUGGAUUUCUCCAACCAGGUGAAUUCCACAUCCCUGAACUCCCCCACGAGCCGGGGGCCCAUGGCCACCCCGUCCCUGCACCCGUCCAUCGGGCCGGGCAUCGGCUCCUCGCUGGGCUCCCCAGGCCAGCUGCACUCGCCCAUCAGCACCCUGAGCUCGCCCAUCAAUGGCAUGGGCCCCCCCUUCUCCGUCAUCAGCUCCCCCAUGGGCCCGCACUCGAUGUCUGUCCCCUCCACGCCCAGCCUGGGAUUCGGCACCAGCAGCCCGCAGCUCAACUCGCCCAUGAACUCCGUCACCAGCACAGAAGACAUCAAGCCACCCCUGGGGCUCAAUGGAGUCCUCAAAGUGCCAGCACAUCCCUCAGGAACGAUGGCCUCCUUCACCAAGCACAUAUGUGCCAUCUGUGGGGACAGAUCUUCGGGUAAACAUUACGGGGUUUACAGCUGUGAGGGCUGCAAAGGCUUCUUCAAGCGCACGGUGCGGAAGGACCUGACCUACACGUGCCGGGACAACAAGGACUGCCUGAUCGACAAGCGCCAGCGCAACCGCUGCCAGUACUGCCGCUACCAGAAGUGUCUGGCCAUGGGCAUGAAGAGAGAAGCCGUGCAGGAGGAGAGGCAGCGGGGCAAGGACCGCAACGAGAACGAGGUAGAGUCCACGAGCAGCGCCAACGAGGACAUGCCCGUGGAGAAGAUCCUGGAGGCCGAGCUCGCCGUGGAGCCAAAGACAGAGACCUACAUCGAGGCAAACAUGGGCCUGACCCCCAGCUCGCCCAAUGACCCGGUGACAAACAUCUGCCAGGCAGCAGACAAGCAGCUCUUCACCCUGGUGGAGUGGGCCAAGAGGAUCCCCCACUUCUCCGAGCUGCCCCUGGAUGACCAGGUCAUCUUGCUCAGAGCAGGGUGGAACGAGCUGCUAAUUGCCUCCUUCUCCCACCGCUCCAUAGCCGUGAAGGACGGGAUCCUGCUGGCCACGGGGCUGCACGUGCACCGGAACAGCGCCCACAGCGCCGGCGUCGGGGCCAUCUUCGACAGAGUACUGACAGAACUGGUGUCCAAAAUGAGGGACAUGCUGAUGGACAAGACAGAGCUGGGCUGCCUGCGAGCCAUUGUCCUCUUCAACCCUGACUCCAAGGGCCUGUCGAACCCGGCGGAGGUGGAGGCGCUGCGGGAGAAGGUGUACGCGUCGCUAGAGGCUUACUGCAAACACAAAUACCCCGACCAGCCCGGCAGGUUUGCCAAGCUCCUGCUCCGCCUCCCAGCCCUGCGAUCCAUCGGCCUGAAAUGCCUGGAGCACCUCUUCUUCUUCAAGCUAAUAGGCGACACGCCCAUCGACACCUUCCUGAUGGAAAUGCUGGAAGCGCCGCACCAAAUGACUUAGAGAACUCUGCUGGGUCAGUCCCUCGCCCGGCCGGGCUCCCUCGGGGCCCUUCCUCUGCUUUCCUCGGCCCCAGCCCGUCCCUCCCUGCUGUCCCCAGCGCCGGAGGCACCGUCUGCUCCUGGGGACCCUCCUGGUCAUCCUGCCCUCCCUGUCCGUUCGCUGUCACUGCUGCGUCUCCAGACCUGCCCGCUGGUUCCCUGUGCUACUUGUAGAGGAGUGGGAGCGGAGAGAGCUUUGCCAACCCCUGCCCCCGCCGUGCCGUGAGGUUUGGGAUGAGCCACCACGGGCUGGUGUCACCGCCAGCCCUCCCCCUGGGGACAAGGACGGUGCCAGCCCUCGGGGCAGUGGGGGUUUGGACGAGCCGAGGGGAGUGGUUGGACUCUGCCAGAUUUGCAGCUGGGCUAUUUUCAGAGGAUGGAGUUUUUGGAAAAAAAAAAAAAAAAAAAAAAAAAAAAAAGAAAUAAUUUCUAUUUUUGGUUUCUAACUAUUCUUAGUAGUCUUGGUAGUUACUUUGCGGAGGGAGAGGCCGUGCCCCCUGAGUGAGUCACCCGUGGCUGCACAGAGAAGCCUUCUCCUUCCACUUCAGAGCAUUUGGGAUUGAGCUGAAUCCCCCCAAAACACGGUGGCAGUGGCACAGGGAAUGCCCUUUGGCCACUCUGGAGGGUGCCCGGGCAUCGCUGCCCACCCCAGAGGUGUGGACAUGAGCCGGCUGCAGCGCUUGCUUUAAGGCUGCCAGGGACUCCCCAUGGUCCUUCUCCAGCUCCUGGGGGCUUGCUGGGAGCCCUGCCCUCAGCACAGCAUCCCAGAGCAUCCCAGUACAUCCCAGUACAUCCCAGUGCUGCCCCAGCAUCCCACCGUGACCCCGCUCUGGGGUUUUGGGGUUUCGGCUCACCCAGGAGGCUGCUCCUGUUCUUUCAGCCCUGCAAAACACUGCAAGGCAACAAUUAGUGGGAGUGCUCAGCCAGGCUGGUUAAUUGCAGCUGUUAAUUAGUGGUGAAGCAAGAACAGGGCUCCCCCCUGCCCUGGAUCUGCCCCGUGAGGGUGGGAGGGCCUGGCUGAGUGGGGGAUGUGGCAGCAGCAUCAUCCCUGUCCUCCCCGGCAUUCUGAGAGCACCAAAAGCACCUUGGCUUUUGCACAACCCUUUCCUUGAGUCUUGGUGACAGGAUUUUGGGGGUUAGGGACAGGAAUGUGCUCACACCCCACGGGAUGGGAUUCCCCCAGGAGUGUGUGGCCAGCGAGGGAACCAUGCCCCUUCCCCUCCCUCCUCACCUGGUGUCUCCUGUGCCCCACAAAAACACGAGCUGGAGAAAAAACGAAGCAGAGGGAAUGAUGAGGGAUGUUGGGAAGGGUUUUCCCCCCUUGGCAGGAUGGACGCACUGUGCUGGGAGCUGAGGAGGAGGUGCUUCCCCACCACUUCCAUGUGGUCUGUGCUUUAAAAAGCAAAGGAUGAGGUCCCCAAAAUCCCUUCUUGCUCCCCAUGGUUUGCAGCUGGUUGAAAACUCCUUUGUUGCUGGAGGGGGAUGGAGCAGCGCCCACCACCUCACUCCCACCUCUGUUUUGGAGGGGACACCGUUGCCCCCUGCCUGUUGCCAUCCCAGCUGGAGUGCCCAGCUCCAUGCCCUGCAGCUCCAAAAUAAAAAAAACCACUCUGGAUUUCAGGUGGCAGCUCCCCCUGGGGCUGGCCCGAAGUGGCGAAUCGGCAGAGGCAGGCAGAGCGCCUUGGCUCUGUUUCCCCAGCAGCCUGCAAGCCACUGAAAAUAUUAUUAAACAGCUUCACCCUGCAAGAAUUUGCCAAGAAAACGAGGCAGGAGAAAUGAAAUCUGGCGAGGGUGCCAGGAAACACGAGCAGGCUGUUCCCUGCCAGCGGGAGGCUGGCGCAGCCCCAGGGGGUGCAGGGAGGUGGCAGAGCCCGGAGCCCCCAGCCCACCCAGCCCUGGGCAGCCCCCAGGCCCCAGCAGAAAGGAGCCUGGGACUUGCUUGGCACAGAGGAAAAGCUUUGGGGAAGUUGGUGGAUGUUGCACUAGGAUAAACCCGCUGGUCUCUGGUGGGUUGAGCCACUUUUUUCCUGGGGGUGGCUGGGGAGGGGCUCUUGGGUUCUGUGGUGGCUGCAGGGUGGCACAGUGGGAGAUCCCAUCCCAUCCCAUCCCAUUAUCCCAGCCCAUUAUCCCAUUCCAUCCCAUCCCAUUAUCCCAUCCCAUCCUUAUCCCAUUUUACUUCAUCCCAUCCUUUUCCAUUCUGUGACGUUCCAUCAUCUUCCAUCCCUUUUUUUCCCAUCUGUCCCCA
Messenger RNA from Pyrgilauda ruficollis (rufous-necked snowfinch), 3817 nucleotides. RefSeq names its product retinoid X receptor alpha (gene RXRA). Gene Ontology annotation, biological process: retinoic acid receptor signaling pathway; negative regulation of transcription by RNA polymerase II; anatomical structure development. The coding region runs from base 131 to 1534 and encodes 467 amino acids. Gene Ontology annotation, cellular component: RNA polymerase II transcription regulator complex; nucleus. The transcript has 10 exons. The record is from RefSeq and is a predicted model, not a curated record. NCBI's taxonomy places the organism in Eukaryota, Metazoa, Chordata, Aves, Passeriformes, Passeridae. Gene Ontology annotation, molecular function: nuclear steroid receptor activity; nuclear receptor activity; zinc ion binding.